This is a messenger RNA of Fukomys damarensis (Damara mole-rat), 4198 nucleotides long. RefSeq names its product VAMP associated protein A (gene Vapa). Gene Ontology annotation, cellular component: plasma membrane; endoplasmic reticulum membrane. The transcript is spliced from 8 exons. Lineage: Eukaryota; Metazoa; Chordata; Mammalia; Rodentia; Bathyergidae. Gene Ontology annotation, biological process: neuron projection development. The record is from RefSeq and is a predicted model, not a curated record. The coding region runs from base 1 to 1080 and encodes 359 amino acids. Gene Ontology annotation, molecular function: FFAT motif binding.
AUGGCCCCAGAGUGGUCCGUGGCCUCCCCGAGCAUAGCCCCUGCAGUGUGGGUCCCCACUGGGUCCAGUGGCAGCAAGGACCCGGGGAUGUGUCUCCAAGUGAAUCUUCUGUCCUUCGAGGAAUGUGGUGCUCAUGAGUCGGUCCCCGAGCUCAGCUACUCCAGGCCACGGCAUUUCUUUGAUUUCCUAUCGCUCUGCUGGGUAAGGACUUACGACUUCACAUUGUCAUUGCUGGUGAGCAAGGGCCUGGUGCCCAACAUGCACAGAAGCCACAACUGGCACCGGGGCCUGCAGAAAGAGCAAGCGGCGCCCGCGGCGAUCGGACAGGCUCUGCGGACUCCGGAGCCUGCUGCUGGGGCCACCAGUGACUUGCGAUCCCGCUCGCCUGCAGCCGCCGGCUGCCUGUGCGGCCCCUUCACAGAUGUAGUCACUACAAAUCUUAAAUUGCGAAAUCCAUCAGACAGAAAAGUGUGUUUCAAAGUGAAGACUACAGCACCUCGUCGGUACUGUGUGAGGCCCAACAGUGGAAUUAUUGACCCAGGAUCAACGGUCACCGUUUCAGUAAUGUUACAGCCCUUUGACUAUGAUCCAAAUGAAAAGAGCAAACACAAGUUUAUGGUACAGACAAUUUUUGCUCCACCAAACACUUCGGAUAUGGAAGCGGUGUGGAAAGAGGCAAAACCUGAUGAAUUAAUGGAUUCUAAAUUGAGAUGUGUAUUUGAAAUGCCGAAUGAAAAUGAUAAAUUGAAUGAUAUGGAGCCUAGCAAAGCUGUUCCACUGAAUGCAUCCAAACAAGAUGGACCCAUGCCAAAACCGCACAGUGUUUCACUCAGUGAUACCGAGACGCGGAAGCUCAUGGAAGAGUGUAAAAGACUUCAGGGAGAAAUGAUGAAGCUGUCAGAAGAAAAUCGACACCUGAGAGAGGAAGGCUUAAGGCUCAGGAAGGUAGCGCAUUCGGAGAAGCCUGGCUCGCCCUCGGCCGUGUCCUUCAGAGACAACGUCACCAGUCCUCUCCCCUCACUCCUUGUUGUGAUCGCAGCCAUCUUCAUCGGGUUCUUUCUAGGGAAGUUCAUCUUGUAGAGUGAAGCAUGCAGAGUGCUAUUCCUUUUUUUUUUUUCUCUUGACCAGAAAAAGAUUUGUUUACCUACCAUUUCACUGGUAGUAUGGCCCGCAGUGACCAUUUUUUGUGUGUACAGCGUCAAUACAGGCCUUGCCUCUAAUGAUCUUUUACGGUUAGAAAACACAGUAAAAAUUCGGCUGCUGGACAGGUUGUCUUAUCACCAAGUCAUCACUAGCAGGUGUCAGUGGCGCACUCAGUCCUUCAUGAAAUUCAUAAUAAAGAGUUGUUUUCUUUGUGGUUUUAAUAAGAGUUCAAGAAUUGUUCAGAGUCUUGUAAAUGUUAUUUUAAUAAUCCCUUUAAAUUUUAUCUGUUGCUGUUACCUCUUGAAAUAUGAUUUAGAUUGCUAAUAUCACUCAUUCAGGAAAUGCCAAGAGGUGUUCUGUGGGGAAAUGGUGCCUCUUACUGUGUACAUUUUCUCCUUUACCUUUGCUAAUAUCAUGGCGGAAUUUUUCUUACCCUUGUGAGGCAACUGUUCGCUGACAAAUCCUGUCCCAUGGUAUUUAACAUAAAAAAAAUAAAACUGUUACCAGAUUCUUGCUCGAUAGCUUGAUUGUGUCUGUGGUGUCAUUAGAGCGGGUGGCAGAAAGCCUUACGGGGUGGUGUUUGAAAUUUAUAGUGCAUAAUUUAGUAUUGAAACUCUUCCUUAUAGGUAGUACAGUAUUUAUAAUUAAAAGUACUCAUUCUGUUAAGGAAAUUCAUUGAUUAAAAUUUUAACUUGCUUUUGGAAAAUCAUAAUUGGUUUGUUUUCAAGAAAUACAAGCAAAUGGCAUGAAAAUAAAAGUGCUACAAUUUUGGUGUCUUUAUGUGUGUCACAAGGCCAUUUGAUAACCCCCCAACUAUUUUUUUUGGUACCGGGAAUCGAACUCAGGUCAUUGCGCUUGCAAGGCAGGCGGCAGAACCACUGAGCUAAAUCCCCAGCCCAAACCCCAUUCUUUAUCAGGUUCUUUUGGAGUCUUCACAGAAGACUUAUUCUCCUGAUUUUCAAGUAUUUACCCAGCCUAGUAAUUCUUACUAUGUUAUACAUUUCAUAAUAGUUAAAAGUAGGUGUUUUUUCCUGCCCAAGUUGACACUCAUAUUUUCAUUAUGGGAAUUCUGUGUUAGCAAGCCUUGGGCCUUUUGUGUGUGUGUGUGUGUGUGUGUGUGUGGAAAGUGACCUUUUCCUUUUCAAACCUGUUAAGCACAUGAGACACAUUUUCCAUGUGAAUAUUCCUUGUGGGGGCUGAUACUUUCCUGUACUUAGUCUUCUGUCUUCAUUUACUGUAACUCAUAUUGGGUUGGAAAGUUUGGAACCAGAGAACGUAACUGAGUGCAUUCUCAUACAAUUGAAUUUUUAUGCUUGGAAAUUAGUGUUGGUUUUUGAGAUUCCAUGUGGUGCAAUGAAGUGUGGUAGCUUGGAUCUGCGUACAUAUCUUACAGAAAAGUAAAAUGUUCUAAAGUAAUUUGGUUGUUUCCAUUUCAUACGUGUUUUGAGUUUGUUAGAUCACAUGUACUGUGUUCUUGUGCUCUUGAUAUCUUUUAUAAAACCCUUCCUUGUGAUCAAAAGUUACUAAAUAAUACCUAGCCAUUACUAGCAUGCUGCUGCUGGUAAUAUUUCCGUUGCUGUAUGAUUUACUGUUACUGUAAACCCCUUCUUUUUCUGAUAACUGGAAAAGCAUGCUAAAAAAGUCUUAUAUUUUCAUCCCAAACACACACUCAGUAAUUAGUUGGCCUGAAGCUCUCUAUGUAACUGACAUCAUUGAUGAUAAGUAUCAAGCUUGAUAUUUUCAUAAAUACAUUUAAAAAGGUUUUCAGUUAUCAAAAUUUAACAAAAUCCCGUUUUAUGGGAGUGCUCCUUAGAAUUCAUUUUGCUCAGCCCCUUGGUAGUUGAGGAAUCUGAGGCCUUCUGAGGGUUGGAGAGGACUUGCCCUUGUCCCACAGGUGGGUAGAGACAGCUGGCAUUAGCAGUAUGACUCCUGACUCUGGCUCUGUCCUCCCUGGUGACUUCGUAGGAAAGGAAUUGUCAUCAUUUGAAAGAUAGCUGAAAUAGUGAACGUAAGAUGCUAUUUAAUGAGUGGUUGUGAGAUUUUUCUGUCAUUAAGACCGUAUUUACAGGCCUGCUGUGUCUCAUGUGUACCUUAGUGUUUAGGCUAGCGGUGCCUCUCACAUGGGCCAUAAACAUUACAGUUUAUUUUUAGGAGGCAUUUUGAGAAAAACUGUAGUCUGCGUUAGCAUCUUCAGAAGUAAAUGUGGAUUUCUUAACUGUGUAUCAGCGGAUGCUCUGAUUGUUUAGGACUGUUUAAUAGUUCUAUGAAAUGUGAUCAGGUUAUUUUACUACCAAUACUUACACUUUCAGAAGAGUCCGGCUGUACUGACUGAUUGAUGAUAUAUAAAUUGUUCUUCGUGUGUUUAGAAAUGUUUUGCUUUGUCGAUCUGCUUACUGAUGGAAGUAAGCAUGGGGGGUUACUGUUGUUAGCACUGAAAUUACAAUCAAGUAACAAAGGCCUUAAGUUCACGUGUGAUGCUAAAUACACUACUUUCCUUCAUUAUUUCUAGAACUAAUGUACCUUAACUUUGCCUGUUCUUGUAUUUACAAGAAGCAAAUUUAAGAAUUGUGUUCUGAGUGUGUGGAAUAUUAUCUUCAAAGGAAAGAAGAGAAAUGACACUUGGAGAAAAAUAUCUGAUUCAGAAAUUCUGGUCAAAGAAAUAAUAGUUAAUUUUUCUUUGAAGUGUCUUUGCUGAAAAGUUCUGAAAUUGCUAUUACAGUAUAUGAUAAGGGAAUACUUUGGGCUGUGCUCUCUGAGAAUAUGAUACUGCUUUGAAAAAGAAUUGUAACACUUGUUAAAAAUAAAAACCGAUCUUAACAGAGUAUGUGUCCACAUUGUGAUAAGCCACUUUAGAAACCCUUCAGUGAUCGUUUCCAUAGAGCUGUGCACAUUCCUAUCACUGACUUUAGUGUGUGCAUAGAUUUCAAACAUUGACCUUUAGGAGGGUUAGGGAAAGAGCAAUGCUUAAUACUAUGGAAAAACAAAAUCAAGAUAAAUAAGCGAUCUUAUUUUCUAGCUUUCAAGGGGAAUUAAACUAUUGUGAGUAAAUAAACUG